Morus notabilis is the source of this 1059-nucleotide messenger RNA. RefSeq names its product cytochrome P450 82C4-like. Lineage: Eukaryota; Viridiplantae; Streptophyta; Magnoliopsida; Rosales; Moraceae. Gene Ontology annotation, biological process: defense response to other organism. The transcript has a single exon. Gene Ontology annotation, molecular function: oxidoreductase activity, acting on paired donors, with incorporation or reduction of molecular oxygen; iron ion binding; heme binding. The annotation marks the transcript as partial. The record is from RefSeq and is a predicted model, not a curated record.
GGCUCUUCCUUAUAGUAAUUCCAACUCUUAAACAUUCUACUUGUUUUUUUUGGUUUUCUCUCUUUGUUAAUUAAGACCAUAAACAUUCUCCUAGUUGACUUCAUGGAUAUUCCUUCCCUCCAGGUUCUAAUAACCCUUGCUCUUUUUGCUUCCUCAGUCAUUCUCUACUAUGCACUGCUCAGAAAAAAGAGCAAGCCGACUCGUAUUACCCCUGGAGUUCAAGCUCCUGAGCCGGAGGGUGCAUGGCCAAUUAUAGGCCACCUCCACCUCCUCGGCGGCGGUGAUCAGCUCCUCUACCGGACCCUCGGCGCUAUGGCCGACAACUACGGCCCCGCGUUCAACAUCCGACUCGGAAGCCGCCGCGCAUUCGUCGUGAACAGCUGGGAUGUGGCCAAGGACUGCUUCACUGCCAACGACAAGGCGCUGGCUUCCCGCCCCACCACCGUCGCCGCCAAGCACAUGGGUUACAACUACGCCGUCUUCGGCUUCGCGCCCUACAGCCCUUUCUGGCGCGAGAUGCGGAAGAUCGCCACCCUCGAGCUCCUCUCCAACCGGCGCCUCGAGAUGCUCAAGCACGUCAGGAUCUCCGAGAUCGACACCGGGAUCCAGGACCUGUACGACAGGGUCCAAAACGGCGCGCAUCCCGUCGUCGUUGAGCUGAGCCGGUGGUUGGACGAGCUGACGCUCAACAUGGUGGUGAGGAUGGUGGCAGGAAAGCGGUAUUUCGGGGCGUUGGCCGAGUGCAACGGGGACGAGGCGCAGCGAUGCCAGAAGGCGAUCUGUGAGUUUUUUCAUUUGAUAGGGAUAUUUGUGGUGUCGGACGCGCUUCCGUUUCUGUGGUGGCUGGAUUUGCAUGGCCAUGAGAGGGCGAUGAAGAGGACGGCCAAGGAGUUGGAUGCUAUUCUUGGAGGGUGGCUGGAGGAGCAUCGUCGGAGGAGGGCUUCUAAAAUGGCUGAUUCAGAUCAGGACUUCAUUGACGUUAUGUUGUCGCUUCAGGAAGGAGGAGAGCUUUCCAAUUUUCAGUAUGAUGCGGAUAUUAGCAUCAAGUCUACAUGUCUG